Grosmannia clavigera kw1407 is the source of this 1239-nucleotide messenger RNA. Its product is annotated as FAD-binding domain containing protein. The transcript has a single exon. The record is from RefSeq and is a predicted model, not a curated record. Bases 1 to 1239 code for a protein of 412 amino acids. Lineage: Eukaryota; Fungi; Ascomycota; Sordariomycetes; Ophiostomatales; Ophiostomataceae.
AUGUCUUCUCCGCCAUCCUCUCCCGUCCUCAUCAUUGGAGCUGGCAUCGUCGGCCUGACCCUCGCGCAGGCUCUGAAGAAAGCGAGCAUUCCGUUUGUUGUCUACGAGCGUGACGCUGGUCCAAACACCCGAUCCGAUGGUUGGGGCAUCACCGUGCACUGGGCACUUCCGGCACUCGAAGCUUGCCUUCUGCCAACCUUGUUUUCUGGUCUUCGCGACAUCCAGGUCGACCCGCAGCAGGGCAUCCACGACACUGGCCGCUUUGUCUUCCUCGACCUGGCCACGGCUGAGCCAGCCUAUGUGAUUCCACCCAGCCGACGUCUGCGCCUCGACCGCCGCAAGCUACGCCGACUACUGUUGACGGACAUUGACGUACAGUGGGGGAAGGCCCUAGAAGACUUCAGCUCGGCCGACGAGUCGGUGACGGCCCACUUCGAAGACGGCACCAUGGCCACUGGCUCCCUGCUCGUGGGCGCUGAUGGAAGCAACAGCCGCACGCGACGGCGGCUUUUUCAGAGUUUGGGCAAUGCUGCUGCCGCCAAUCUCUACCAGCUGCCCGUGCGCUUUAUGGGUGUUACCGUGCGGCUGACGACCGACCAGGUGAGACCGCUACGCGCCAUCGACCCGUUGCUCUUCCAGGGCUGCCACCCUGACACCGGCGCCUACCUCUGGUACUCCAUCUUGUCGACACCCGAGGUAAACGGGUCUGCCGGUAGCGAAACUGGCGAGUUCUAUGAGGGCCAGCUCAACCUUUCGUGGAUGGCCCGCGGCCCUGACGACGAGGUUCCGCCGACGCAGCCGGCCCGUCUGAACAAGAUGCGGGAACUGGCUCAGCCGUUUGAGCCGCGACUUCGUGCCGCCGUCGAGAACAUUCCCAAGGAUGCCGAGGUACUCGAGGUCCUCCUUCAGGACUGGCCUACGCAGCCGUGGCCCAACCAUGGCGGAACCGUCACCCUUGCCAGUGACGCCGCCCAUGCCAUGACCAUGUAUCGUGGCGAGGCCUUCAAUCACGGCAUCACAGACGCCGCCUCUCUGGCCGAGCAUUUGGUGACAGCGUGGGCCUCCCAAGACCUGCUCAGACGUCUGCGAGCCACUGUGGAUGUCUACGAAAAAGAUCUCGUCCAGCGCACCCAGUCGGCCGUUCUACUCAGCAGACAGGCCUGCUUGGAUGCGCACGAUUUCAAAACUCUGACAGCGGAGAGUCCGCUGGUCAGUAAACGAGCCAUUGUGAAGCAUUAG